Schizophyllum commune H4-8 is the source of this 950-nucleotide messenger RNA. RefSeq lists its product as uncharacterized. The transcript has a single exon. The record is from RefSeq and is a predicted model, not a curated record. Bases 103 to 606 code for a protein of 167 amino acids. Lineage: Eukaryota; Fungi; Basidiomycota; Agaricomycetes; Agaricales; Schizophyllaceae.
GAACGUGCGCUGUGCGUGCCUACGAGAAUACCGGUGCUGUCCUUAAAUGUCCAGGUGAGUCCCUUAAUCUUUCUCGCAGACGUUCACUUCAUAGGUAUCUCGAUGCUACUGGUAUAUCCAGAUGAUGAGAUUGUGCACGCGAGUAGGCAAUUACCCUUCUCGUCCCUCCAACGAUAUCCACUGCACUGCGACUAUGAAGGCCGGUUGGUCAGUCCCUCUCGUCUUGGUGCAUACGAUAUCCGUCUCAUCAACUUUGGCAAGAUGGCUAUCCAAGCUCAUCUUGCUUCCGUGGUUCAUUUCUCGCUCACUAUGCAUCCAUCUAGGUGCCGGGGAGGACCCUCAUUCACGUCAACUCGUUGCCCUCCAUUCCUGCGCGCUCGAGCGCUGGACUCUAUUUCCCGACACGUCCAGGCAUACAGAUUACGCUUGCGUGGGCCAAGCGGCGCAGUUGGGCAAAGCUACCACUACGCCACCACCGAGUUCCUUCUUCGCGAAGGACGCAGGCUGAUCUCCGUGAACACGAGGAGGAAGAUCGACUCGCUAGCACGCUGGCUGCACUCUGCACCCACUUGUCCUUCAGUCCUUCAGGAAUCCAUCGAAACUUGAUACCAUAUAGUUGCCCGAAGUCAUAUCCACUUCACCUUUUCCGCGCAGAUGCGAGACCAUCGUCAAGCUGGCGUCCGUUUCUGGCGUUCCUGAGCUCUGCUGCGCUGGAGAUGACGAUGACGGACAGACGUGCUAUUUGUCGACGUAUAUGUUCAUCUGACAUUCCUGUGUAGACUCGGACUCGCACGUACGCCGCGUACGCCUUGAUGGAGGAGGGUAGACUAGCAUCUCAUUCAUCCGACUCGAGGAAAGUGCUUGUCUUCGUACGUUCCUGGUCUGCCAUGAGUAUGAUCAUGCGGUGCGGCCAGCAGAGCUAGUGUAUAUCAGUGAAGUUGUUACGCGAU